AGCAAGGAUAAUUUCAUUUAAUGAGUUGCGCAUGCGUAAAGCUAUCAGAAUGCUGGGAUAGAAAGUUGCGGAAGUGAAUAUUGUGUCGUCUGUAAACUUACGGGUGUGACUCGAGGCUUUUACAAACUAUUUGGACUUGACUGUUGAAACACUUUGGAAUGAUGCAAGCGGUACCAAAGAAACCAAACUUUAAAUGCCCAAAAUUUUCAGUGCCAGCUAAACCUUCCAGUGAGAAAUCAAAUUCUACUGAAAACAAAGGAAAACAGGAAAAGAUAGAGGCAAAGAAGAAGCCUUUGUCUGUAGAAAUAAGAGCUGAUGGUGACAGUAAUGUUCAAUCUGCCACAAAGCAGAUUCUGAAAGCUAAUCCAAGUGGAGAUCAUAAGACUGAAAGUGCUGAAAUAAAGGACACCUUCAAGCCAGAAGGUGUACCGGAGUCUGGAGACAAUGUCAAAACAAGUCUUUUAAAGGAACAAAAAAUUGCAGACAAAAAUGAUGGACUGGAAGGUGACCAUGUAAAAGCCAAACAACUUUCAACAACUGUAUCAGAGAAAAAGGUUAUUAAAAAGAAGACCAAAACAAAGACAGAGUUCAGUGUCACACCAGCAUCAGACAUUCAGAAAAAUGAUGAAAACAAGAACAAUGCCAAAGAAAAAAAGAAAAAAGAAAAUAAAAGUGUGGUCCAGAAGCCAAAAAAGAUAAAAGAAAAGAAAGAGCCAAAAGAACCCAAAACAACACUUCCAGUAAGGUCCUUAACUGAAGAGGAAUAUACAGCCAUAUUUGAUGCUACAAUAGAAAAUGCAAUGAAUCUAAAUAUUGAUGAAUGGGCUCCUAAGGCAACUUCACCUUCAAAGAAAAAAGAGCCAGUCAAAAAGAAGUACAGUAUAACAGUGGGGAAAAAAGGAAAGAAAACUAAAGUUUCUACUCAAGAAUCCUGUCCUAGACCAAGUACAGGAAUGAUUGAAAAUACUGAAGGGGAUGAUAAGGAGCAUGAAGUUUUAUUUGGUCUGGACAACAGUGAGAUAGAAGACAAUGUGCCACAGGAGGCAAAGAAUAAAAAUGGAGGGACUGAAAAGCAUGGAGAGGAUGGAGAUGUAGACAGUAAAGGGGAAAAUGAAGAUAAAGAGAUAGACACUAAUGAACAGGGGAAUGAAGACAGUUGUAAUGAGAUAAAAGACAAUAACAGUCAAGAAAGUGAUAAUGCUGAAAAGGAAAAUGCCAGUGAGGAUGAGGAAGAGGUAAAUGGUGUUAGACAAGAGCUGGUUGAUGAAAAUAACAAUAAUCUGGAGGAUAAUGGAAACAGGUCUGAUGCUGAUGAAGAGGAAAUUGUAGUUGAUGACAUACAGGACGAACCUGUUGAAGAAAGAGCACAAGACGAAAAUGAGACAACACCAGUUGGAAGCGAAGUAGAUGCUGAAGAGAGGCAUUCCAAAUGUAUUAUUCCUCCAGUUAAAAAGAAGAAAAUCUCUAAAGUCAACAAAAAUCCAAAACUUGAGCCAAAGCAACUCCCAUUUGAAAAAGCCAAAGAAGUGUCAAUGGUAGAAAAAGUUAUACAGAUAAAGAAACAGAAACUUGAUAGCCACAAAUUACCUGCGAAGAAAAGAAAGCUCUAUGAUGAUGUAAAGAAGCAUGGAGCAGAAAACACAGGGAAAAAGGCAUUAAAAGAGGCAGGAAAGAAAAAGAAACCUGAGACAAAGAUAAGCAAGAAGCAAAAGAUGCAAGAGAGAGAACUUGAAAUAAAUGGCACAUGGGUUCAGUGUUGUAACAGUACCUGUAUGAAGUGGAGAUACUUGUCAGAUGUCAGUGACCCAACAAUCGUUCCUGAAAGAUGGACAUGUAGUAUGAACACUAAUAAGAACUACAACAGUUGUGAAAAGGCUGAGGAGAAUUAUGAUGAAAGUGAACAUAUCUACACAAAAUUUGCUGAAGGUUCUGUGGUGUGGGCUAGAAUGACUGGCUAUCCUUGGUGGCCUGCAAUGGUAGAGAUAGAUCCAGAUACAGAAACUUUCUUCAGUAUAGACUCGGAUGACUCCAUGAUCCCAACCCAUUAUCAUGUUGUAUUCUUUGACGAGCAUGUAUCAAGAACAUGGGUGAAAGCAGACAAUCUGAAAAUGUUUUCAGGCAAUGAAGAUGAUGAUGGUAUAGUGUAUCAGGUAUCAAAAAAGGGACAGUCCUACAAGAAGGAAAUAGGUGUUGCAAAGAAAAAUGCCAUGAGAGCUAGAAGCUGCACAAUUCAGGAGAGAAUUGAACUGUUUGGAUUUGCCUCAAGGUACAAAGGUCCAUGGAGCUCAAAAUCAAAAGGCAGCAAAGUUGAAAAGCGCAAGAGUUCAAAGACGGUAUCUGGACAAGAAUCCAAAGUUGAACAGGUAAAUUUUCUAGACGAGGAUACAAUGGACGAUGUUCUAGAGCAUACAGACGCACUGCUGGACAAUGUCGAAGAAAUGCUUGAAUCAAUAAACAGUCAGCUGGAUGACUCUGAUGCCGAUUCUGACUUUAUGCCUGAAGAAUUAAUUGUUGUGGAAACAAAGAAGAAAAGAGUCAGAAAAUCUUCAGUCAGUAGUCCAGGAAAGAUUGAGAAAGCUUCCAAGAAAAAAGUGAAUUUUAUGGAAGCAAAUAUAGAGGCUGACAUGGUAACUGAUACAAAUAGUAUAGAAUGUGAUAAAGAGGUCAGUAAAACAAAAAGAAACUCUAAAAUCAAGGCAGAUAAAAAUGAAACUUUGUCAAAAACUGUUGAUACAAAGUUGAAACUUGACAGUGAUAUUUUUACAAUGGAAAUGUAUACACAAAAUGAUGAUAUUACAAAGACUGUUGGAAAUACAGUAGAAGAAAAAACCAAUGAGACAAAAGAUAACAAGACUGAAGAAAGAGUUCAAGAGUCAGUUCCAAAGGUACAGGGAAAGUCCACAAAGAGGAAGAAAACAGAAAACUCAGAUUGUAAUCAAGAUAGAAUGAAAGCAAAGAAGCAGAAAGAGAAUAAAAGUGAAUUGGUUGCACUGCUUACAGAGACUGACAGUGAACAGAAAUUGGAAAACCACCUUAAUUCUUCUAAACCAAACGAGAAUUUAGAAGAAGUUACAGAUACAAAAAACACUAAGCUAUCUAAAGACAGUACAGACAAGAACUUAGGUGACAAAAGUAACACAAUUGAGCUGGAUAAAACUGAAUUUGGUACAGGCACCGACAGUAUCAAAAGUAAUACUGACUCACAUGUCAAGAAAGAAGUAACUGAAAAAGGUAAUCAGAAAGAACAAAAUUCCAAUUCUGAAGAAAACAUUGUAAGAAAUGAUGGAAAAACACAGGGUAAUACGGUUGAUAGGUCACCAAUCAUUAGAGAACUUGGUAAUGAAAAAGAGGUACAGAACCUUGUUGGUCUAGAUGAUGAAAUUGAUCUCAGUGCUAUUGAAAGUGAUGCUGUGCCUGAUAUAGAUAGAGAAGAAAUAAAUGCUGGCAGUACUAGAAGUACAGAACAAAAUUUAGAUAAUGAGUCAGAUAGUGAGUUUGAUCUAGAGGAGCAUUACAUGUAUGAGACCAAGUAA
Messenger RNA from Ruditapes philippinarum (Manila clam), 3533 nucleotides. RefSeq lists its product as uncharacterized. Lineage: Eukaryota; Metazoa; Mollusca; Bivalvia; Venerida; Veneridae. The transcript is spliced from 21 exons. The record is from RefSeq and is a predicted model, not a curated record. Gene Ontology annotation, molecular function: zinc ion binding. Gene Ontology annotation, cellular component: nucleus. Bases 159 to 3533 code for a protein of 1124 amino acids.